This is a messenger RNA of Rhizophagus irregularis DAOM 181602=DAOM 197198, 540 nucleotides long. The record is from RefSeq and is a predicted model, not a curated record. Lineage: Eukaryota; Fungi; Glomeromycota; Glomeromycetes; Glomerales; Glomeraceae.
AUGCAACUUUCUUCUACACCUUCUGUACCUUCUUUACCUUCUGUAAAUAUUCCAUGGACCACUGACGUUACGACCUCCUCUUCGACCGAUAAUAAUGUUCACUCUUCAUCUACAUCACCUUCUGUUUUAUCAAACUUUUCGGAUGUUAACUCUCCGGUACUCUCUUCUAAUACUACGUCAUCAGCUUCCACUUCUCCGUUAACAACUUCAUUAAGGACUCGUAAUCGUAAGAGGUCUGCUAAUGAAAUAGAUAAAGAUCCAAUAAUUGUGGCUGAUGAAUUGGCUAUGAAACGUGCCAAAAAUACAGAUGCUGCUCGCAGGAGUCGACUUCGAAAGGUAAAGAGAAUGGAAAGUCUUGAAAAGGAAGUAACGAUACUCAAGAACGAAAAUAUUGAUCUACAAACUCGUAUCGCUGUUUUGGAAAGUGAAAAGAAGGGUUUAGAAGAUAAGAACGCUGAAAAGGAUGCUAGGGUUAAGAUGAUGGAACAACGUUUGACAGAAGCACAUGACAGAUUAGUAAAGAUCAAUAAUACUAAAUAA